AUGCGUCACUUACCUGGCUUGCCUGAUGAGCAUCCCUUUCACGAGGUCUUCAGGAAGCUCAUCUCCCGUGAGGACGCCUGGGUCUCCAGCCAGUGGAUGACAGAGCGCCCAGGCGGCAGCGAUGUUCGUAACUCCGAGACCGUUGCCGUGCACUCGCCCCUGCCCAACAAAUCAAGCACAAUCGGCCGCAUCGAUGAGGGGGACUAUCUCCUCUCUGGCUUCAAGUGGUUCGCUUCUGCGGCUGAUUGCGACGUGGCUCUGAUAUUGGCCAAGACCGAUUCCGGGGAGCUCAGUCUGUUCCUGGCGCCGACCAGGACUACGUGUUCUGGAGCAAACGGCAAACAGUUUGAAACGACAAAUGGAGCCAGGAUACACAGAAUGAAGAAUAAAAUGGGCACCAAGGAACUUCCAACAGCCGAAAUUGAACUGAGGGACGCUCGCGCCUGGAUGAUUGGCCCAAAGGACAAGGGAAUUUCGACCAUUGCGCUGCUGCUCAAUGUCACAAGAACUCACAACUUCAUCACCGCCCUGUCCUGCUGGAGACGGGCAAUGCACAUUGCCAAGUCCUUUGCAAAAGCUCGCCAGGUCCUAGAUCAGCCUCUCUGGACUUUUCCGAUGCACGUAAGGCUUCUGUCAAAUCUGGAAGUCAAGCAUCAUGGUGCGAUGCAGUUGGCCUUCUUUACGACAUCCUUACUCAGCUUUACAGAUUACGGGUUUCCGGAGUCGGCAUCCGUCGCACAUCUUCCUCUCCCAGACCCAGGGCGGCACACAGAGGUACUUCUCCGAACGCUGACAGCCACCACCAAAGCCAUCAUUUGCAAGGUUGCCACGUUGGCCCUGCAGGAAUGCCAGGAAGCCUUAGGCGGCGUGGGCUAUCUAGAUGAUCCCGACGACCCCGAGUUCAACAUUUCUCGCUUGUUUCGCGACACUGCUGCCAACAUGACGUGGGAAGGGACAACCAAUGUGCUGGCUAGCGAGGUUGUCCGACACGUGUUGAACCGGGAUCACCUCGACAUCGUCGCCGGCUGGAUGCGACAGGCCAUUGAGAAAAUAACCGAUCCAGACCUCAAGAGCAGCCUGGGACAUUCGUCUUCCAAGUUUUUCGAUGACCUUGCCGCCUACAAGAGCAACAUCGGAGCAGCCCUAGCACAUGGACGGCAGCAAAUGUUUACUUUAGGGUGGCUCAUUAGCGGUGUCUUACUAGCGCUAGACGCUGAGCGGGAUCGCGACGAGAUUGCAUUUGAAGUUGCGAAACGGUGGGUCCUCCGUGGCGAGGGAGGCUUCGGCGAGUUCGUUUUGCCAGGCGUCAUGCAGGUCGGCCACAGCGAGAUUCGAGUCUCGGAAAGAGAGCAGAGGGAAUGGGACUGUCGAAUUGUAUGGGGGUUGGAGUUGCCGCUUGAUGCCGCCCAAGGUUUCCGCCCUAUGGUGAACAAGCCCCGAUUGUAA
Messenger RNA from Purpureocillium takamizusanense, 1446 nucleotides. RefSeq lists its product as uncharacterized. The transcript has a single exon. Gene Ontology annotation, molecular function: oxidoreductase activity, acting on the CH-CH group of donors. Lineage: Eukaryota; Fungi; Ascomycota; Sordariomycetes; Hypocreales; Ophiocordycipitaceae. The coding region runs from base 1 to 1446 and encodes 481 amino acids. The record is from RefSeq and is a predicted model, not a curated record.